This is a messenger RNA of Lemur catta (Ring-tailed lemur), 1795 nucleotides long. It is a transcript of the gene TOM1, whose product is annotated as target of myb1 membrane trafficking protein. NCBI's taxonomy places the organism in Eukaryota, Metazoa, Chordata, Mammalia, Primates, Lemuridae. Gene Ontology annotation, molecular function: clathrin binding; phosphatidylinositol binding; ubiquitin binding. The transcript has 15 exons. Gene Ontology annotation, biological process: signal transduction. The record is from RefSeq and is a predicted model, not a curated record. Bases 106 to 1584 code for a protein of 492 amino acids. Gene Ontology annotation, cellular component: membrane; endosome.
UCGGCCCCGCCCCGCGGGCCGUCGGGCGCGUCACGUGACGGGUCGGCGGCGCUGGCGGUUGCUGUCAGCUGAUUCCCAGGGUUGGUGGCAGCGGCAGUCGCAGCGAUGGACUUUCUCCUGGGGAACCCGUUCAGCUCUCCGGUGGGACAGCGCAUCGAGAAAGCUACAGAUGGCUCCCUGCAGAGCGAGGACUGGGCCCUCAACAUGGAGAUCUGCGACAUCAUCAACGAGACUGAGGAAGGUCCCAGAGAUGCCGUCCGAGCAGUGAAGAAGAGAAUCAUGGGGAACAAGAACUUCCACGAGGUGAUGCUGGCUCUCACGGUCUUAGAAACCUGUGUCAAGAACUGUGGGCACCGCUUCCACGUGCUGGUGGCCAGCCAGGACUUCGUGGAGAGUGUGCUGGUGAGGACCAUCCUGCCUAAGAACAACCCCCCCACCAUCGUGCACGACAAGGUGCUCAACCUCAUCCAGUCCUGGGCUGACGCGUUCCGCAGCUCGCCCGAUUUGACAGGUGUUGUCGCCGUCUACGAGGACCUGCGGAGGAAGGGCCUGGAGUUCCCCAUGACCGACCUGGACAUGCUGUCGCCCAUCCACACACCCCAGAGGACUGUGUUCAACUCCGAGACACCAUCAGGACAGAACUCGGUGGGCACCGACACCAGUCAGCGAGGGAACUCCAGCCAGCACGCUGCCCCUCUGCCCACCCCGGCCGUACUCCCGGGCGACACGCCCAUAGCGCCAACCCCUGAGCAGACUGGGAAGCUGCGCAGCGAGCUGGAGAUGGUGAGUGGGAACGUGAGGGUGAUGUCGGAGAUGCUGACAGAGCUGGUGCCCACCCAGGCCGAGCCCGCAGACCUGGAGCUGCUGCAGGAGCUCAACCGCACGUGCCGAGCCAUGCAGCAGCGGGUCCUGGAGCUCAUCCCCCGCAUCGCCAAUGAGCAGCUGACGGAGGAGCUGCUCAUCAUAAAUGACAAUCUCAACAACGUGUUCCUACGCCACGAGCGGUUUGAACGGUUCCGCACAGGCCAGACCGCCAAGGCCCCGAGCGAGGCCGAGCCGGCAGCUGACCUGAUCGACAUGGGCCCCGACCCAGCAGCCACCAGCAACCUCUCAUCCCAGCUGGCCGGAAUGAACCUGGGCUCCAGCAGUGUGAGGACUGGCCUGCAGUCUCUGGAGUCCUCUGGCCGACUGGAAGACGAGUUUGACAUGUUUGCGCUGACACGGGGCAGCUCACUGGCUGACCAACGGAAAGAGGUAAAAUACGAAGCCCCCCAAGCAACAGACGGCCUGGCUGGAGCCCUGGACGCCCGGCAGCAGAGCACUGGCGCGAUCCCUGUCACCCAGGCCUGCUUCAUGGAGGACAUCGAGCAGUGGCUGUCCACUGACGUGGGGAAUGUCGCAGAAGAGCCUAAGGGCGUCACCAGUGAAGAAUUUGACAAGUUCCUGGAAGAACGGGCCAAAGCUGCAGAUCGGUUGCCCAACCUCUCCAGCCCCUCCGCCGAGAGGCCCCCGGGCCCCCCUCCUGGCUCGGCCCCUCGGGAGAAGGCCCAGGAGAAAGAUGACGACAUGCUGUUUGCCUUAUGAGCGCAGGGUCUGGCACCCUGUGGCCCAGGACCCUGCUGCUCCCGUGCCCUGGGCCAGGGCUCUCUCCCUCCUUUGGUGUUAAGGCUGCUUUGGGGGUGGCUUGUACCCCCUCUCUCCUCGAGGAUGGAGCUGACCGGCUGCGGCUGGGCUGUGCGGUUGGUGUGGGGAGGCAGCGAGCUGGAUCAGGGAGACAGGUCUGUGCUACAGUGAG